CAAGGAUCCGACAACAGAAUGGUGCGCGAACGCUCAGUACUAUCUAUUCGCCUAAUGAAACCGUCCAUACACUCAAUGGAGAUAUCCUUCAGCUGUUCCUGCGCAUGACCAUUUCGGAGCAGCAGACGUUAGUGCGCGACGAAGAUUUUGAUGCGCUUGAUUUGAAGGCAUAUCCAGCCAAUCCAGCUGCGACCUAUCCUGCGAAUUCAUCCAGCAUUGAAAAAGUCACCAAUAUUCUCAUGAAUUUACAAUAUCUGUAGAGCCAAGCCAAUCACCAUUAUCUCUGAACAAUGAGAUCAAUAGAGAAAUAAAAAGGUAUCUACACUCCAGAUGGCGCUUGCCACGAACUCCACUGGCUUACUCAAGUUUUACAUGCAUCUCCUCCAUUACUAUUUCAAUUGCUAUUUCAUACUUCAAGCUCGAGCUUGCGUGUUCUGGGUGGACAAUAUUCAUUUUUUUUUUUUUGGUAAUUCAUUUUUUGCAUCAUUUGGUUUCAUCUACGUGGUAAUAGCUACAUUGGAUGGAAACAAAAUAAAUGCAAGAAUAAGAUACAAAAGCGUAACAAUUCUUGGGAUAUCACAUCUUUUGUGUUUGGCGAUAAAAAAGCAGUGGGAUGUUUAAGGGUAGGUGAUAUGAGAGAGCUUCUAGUCUACUUAAUGGUGGUGGCCGCCCUCACGUUCAAAUC
Messenger RNA from Umbelopsis ramanniana AG, 685 nucleotides. RefSeq lists its product as uncharacterized. The transcript has a single exon. The coding region runs from base 331 to 621 and encodes 96 amino acids. The record is from RefSeq and is a predicted model, not a curated record. Lineage: Eukaryota; Fungi; Mucoromycota; Umbelopsidomycetes; Umbelopsidales; Umbelopsidaceae.